AUGGAUCAGCCAACGAACACACAGACCCAGCAUCAACACGAACCCAUCAGCUUUGGAAUUGAUCAGAUUUUAAAUAGUUCUGAUCAGGAAAACUCUUCCCAGCCUGCCCCCAGAGGAUCAGACAACACAAAUUACCUGGGAAGCCCUGUGAGCAGAACAAGUGCCCCUUAUCCUUCCCUUCCAGCUUCCUUCCCUGGCAUCGGGGCGCCUUUUGAAGACUCUGGAUCUUACAGUGUGAAUCUGAGUUUGGCUCCAGCUGGAGUGAUCAGGGUGCCAGCUCACAGACCCAUCCCUGGGGCUGUGCCACCUCCAAUUUCUAGUGCCAUCCCAGCUAUGCCAGCUGUACCCAGCCUUGGCAGCCUCAACUUCCCUUGGAUGGAGAGCAGCAGGAGAUUCGUAAAGGACAGAUUCACAGCGGCGGCCGCGCUCACCCCCUUCACCGUCACCCGGCGGAUCGGGCACCCCUACCAGAACCGCACCCCGCCCAAGCGCAAGAAGCCGCGCACCUCCUUCUCCCGGGUGCAGAUCUGCGAGCUGGAGAAGCGCUUCCACCGGCAGAAGUACCUGGCCUCGGCCGAGAGGGCGGCGCUCGCCAAGUCCCUCAAGAUGACGGACGCGCAGGUCAAGACCUGGUUCCAGAACAGGCGGACCAAGUGGCGGAGACAGACCGCAGAGGAAAGGGAAGCGGAGAGGCAACAGGCGAGCAGGCUGAUGCUCCAACUCCAGCACGACGCUUUCCAGAAAUCCUUGAACGAUUCAAUCCAGCCCGACCCCCUCUGUCUACACAACUCCUCGCUCUUUGCACUGCAGAACCUCCAGCCCUGGGAAGAGGAGAACUCCAAGAUCCCACCUGUUACCUCGCUCGUGUAAAGACUUGGGGUCGGGGCG
Messenger RNA from Chelonoidis abingdonii (Abingdon island giant tortoise), 888 nucleotides. It is a transcript of the gene TLX3, whose product is annotated as T cell leukemia homeobox 3. Lineage: Eukaryota; Metazoa; Chordata; Testudines; Testudinidae. Gene Ontology annotation, molecular function: DNA-binding transcription factor activity, RNA polymerase II-specific; RNA polymerase II cis-regulatory region sequence-specific DNA binding. Gene Ontology annotation, biological process: animal organ development; regulation of transcription by RNA polymerase II. The record is from RefSeq and is a predicted model, not a curated record. Gene Ontology annotation, cellular component: nucleus.